AACCCCGCCCCGCCACCGCUCCACCACUCGCGCACCCAUCAGCACCAACCACUCCUCCUCCCGAUUGAGCCCCUCACCGCCACUAGCACACAUCCAUCGCUAGCUAAGCUUGCCAGCCAGCCACUGUGUCCCCGCUUACCACCGCCACACACACACACACGUCCACUUGCUUCUCCUCCGACUCCGAUGGCGGGGACGGGGGUGUUCGCGGAAGUCCUGGACGGGGAGGUCUACAAGUACUACGCCGACGGGGAGUGGCGCGCCUCCGCCUCCGGCAAGACCGUCGCCAUCGUCAACCCCACCACCCGCCAAACGCAGUACAGGGUGCAAGCAUGUACGCAGGAAGAGGUGAACAAGGUGAUGGAGGCGGCCAAGGUGGCGCAGAAGGCGUGGGCGCGGACUCCGCUCUGGAAGCGUGCGGAGCUUCUCCACAAGGCUGCCGCCAUCCUCAAGGAGCACAAGACCCCGAUCGCCGAGUGCCUAGUCAAGGAGAUCGCCAAGCCGGCCAAGGAUGCUGUUUCUGAGGUGGUGCGGUCUGGAGAUUUGGUGUCAUACACAGCCGAGGAGGGUGUCCGGAUACUGGGGGAGGGCAAGCUCCUUGUUUCUGAUAGCUUCCCUGGCAAUGAGCGGAACAAGUACUGUUUGAGCUCCAAGGUACCCCUUGGAGUAGUUUUGGCAAUCCCACCAUUUAACUAUCCUGUCAACUUAGCGGUUUCUAAGAUUGGCCCAGCACUAAUUGCUGGAAAUGCUCUCGUGCUCAAGCCUCCAACCCAGGGUGCGGUGGCAGCCCUUCAUAUGGUGCACUGCUUUCACCUGGCCGGUUUCCCAAAAGGCCUGAUUGGUUGUGUCACUGGGAAAGGUUCUGAAAUAGGCGAUUUUCUUACAAUGCAUCCUGGAGUCAACUGCAUAAGUUUUACGGGAGGUGAUACUGGUAUAGCCAUUUCAAAGAAGGCUGGGAUGGUACCACUUCAGAUGGAGCUUGGAGGAAAAGAUGCUUGCAUUGUGCUAGAGGAUGCAGACCUCGAUCUGGUUGCAGCCAACAUAGUAAAAGGAGGUUUCUCAUACAGUGGCCAGAGGUGCACUGCUGUCAAAGUGGUGCUGAUCAUGGAAGCGGUGGCCGAUGCCGUGGUAGAAAAGGUCAAUGCCAAGCUAGGAAAGCUGACAGUUGGCACACCUGAGGAUAACUCUGAUAUCACCCCAGUUGUAACAGAAUCCUCAGCCAAUUUCAUCGAAGGCUUGGUAAUAGAUGCAAAGGAGAAAGGGGCAACUUUUUGCCAAGAGUACAGGAGAGAAGGCAACCUUAUCUGGCCGUUGCUGUUGGAUCAUGUCCGGCCUGACAUGAGGAUUGCUUGGGAGGAGCCUUUCGGCCCAGUCUUGCCCGUGAUCAGGAUCAACUCGGUUGAGGAAGGCAUCCACCAUUGUAACGCCAGCAACUUUGGCCUCCAGGGAUGUGUGUUCACAAGAGACAUCAACAAGGCAAUCAUGAUCAGUGAUGCAAUGGAGAGUGGAACUGUGCAGAUCAACUCUGCCCCGGCUCGAGGACCUGACCAUUUUCCCUUCCAGGGUCUAAAGGACAGUGGAAUAGGAUCCCAGGGGAUAACUAACAGCAUAAAUAUGAUGACCAAGGUGAAGAGCACCGUCAUAAACCUGCCAUCUCCAUCCUACACCAUGGGCUGAGGGUUCAUGUACAGGAAUCAGAUGUUCUGUAACCACACGACUACGAUGUAGAGAAUUCAAAUGUCCUGUAACCACGUGAGAUCUGGCGACCUGUAUUUUUUUAUGAUUCAGCACGUACCUUGGAAGUUCCACAGUAAAUAAUAAAUCACAAUGAGAGCAAUCACAAAUCUCGUUUGCCUCUA
Molecule: messenger RNA, 1859 nt
Organism: Lolium perenne
Lineage: Eukaryota; Viridiplantae; Streptophyta; Magnoliopsida; Poales; Poaceae
Product: NADP-dependent glyceraldehyde-3-phosphate dehydrogenase
Molecular function (GO): lactaldehyde dehydrogenase (NAD+) activity
Source: RefSeq, a predicted model, not a curated record